AUGGCUCGAUUUCCUUUCAGAGAGUUGCGGAUUUUGGACCUCGCCAAUAAUGAGUUCAGUGGUAAAUUGCCAGCAAAAUAUUUUGGAAGUUUGAUAGCAAUGAUGAAAGCAAAUACCACUAAAUUGGAAUAUAUGGGAGAAAACUAUUACCGAGAUUCUGUAUCUGUGGAGAUGAAAGGCAUCUUUAUUGAACUAGUGAAAAUUCAAACUAUUUUCACUACCAUUGAUCUCUUCAGAAAUAAUUUUGAGGGAGAGAUUCCGAAAUUGCUUGGGAACCUCAGAUCACUCAAAGGCCUUAACUUUUCUCAUAAUAAAUUGACCGGUUCUAUUCCUCCAUCGUUUGGAAACCUAAGCGGACUUGAAUGGUUAGACCUCUCCUCAAAUCAGUUUGUUGGUGGGAUUCCUCAACAAUUGGCAGAUAUAACAUCGCUUGCAGUGUUAAACCUCUCUACAAAUAGAUUGGUUGGACCAAUUCCUCGAGGGAACCACUUUGAGACAUUCGACAGUACCUCGUACAGUGGAAACCCGGGUUUAUGUGGAUUUCCAUUGAACGAAACAUGCAGCAAUAUUGAUGAGGCACAUCAAGAAGGUGAUGUGCAUGAGCAAACAAAUGAGUUUGACCUCUGGAAGAUCGUAGUGAUGGGCUAUGGAUGUGGAGUGGUGAUUGGAAUAUCAAUUGGAUACAUGGUGCUUUCAGAUAGAAGAAUUGCUAUGUUUUUGGGAAAGCUUGGAGGUGAUCGAUGGAUUCAAAGAAUCAGAUGGUGA
Messenger RNA from Ziziphus jujuba (common jujube), 765 nucleotides. Its product is annotated as receptor-like protein 9DC3. The record is from RefSeq and is a predicted model, not a curated record. The coding region runs from base 1 to 765 and encodes 254 amino acids. NCBI's taxonomy places the organism in Eukaryota, Viridiplantae, Streptophyta, Magnoliopsida, Rosales, Rhamnaceae. Gene Ontology annotation, molecular function: protein binding. The transcript has a single exon.